This is a messenger RNA of Helianthus annuus (common sunflower), 2101 nucleotides long. RefSeq names its product glucan endo-1,3-beta-glucosidase 4. The transcript has 5 exons. Gene Ontology annotation, biological process: carbohydrate metabolic process. Lineage: Eukaryota; Viridiplantae; Streptophyta; Magnoliopsida; Asterales; Asteraceae. The coding region runs from base 455 to 1918 and encodes 487 amino acids. Gene Ontology annotation, cellular component: plasma membrane. The record is from RefSeq and is a predicted model, not a curated record. Gene Ontology annotation, molecular function: hydrolase activity, hydrolyzing O-glycosyl compounds.
CACCGGUGCCUCACUCUGCACCAAGUGGGAGUCGAACCUGCAUCUCUCAAGAGAAAUGCAAGCUCUCCAGCACUUGAUCUAGAGAUCAUUGGCUGUGUGAAUGUAUAUUUUAGCUUUAUUGUGUGUUUGUGGUUUUGGGUUUCAAAAAUCUUGAAUUUUGUUGUCUUUACUCUUGAUAAAAUCAAUGUGGUGUUGUGUGCAUAAUGAUUUUAGCUCAGUUGGGGAUUUUGUGUUUUGUAUAUGGGAUUCUUAAAAUCUUGGAUUUUGAUCCGUGGACUGGGCGUAGAGGGUCGUGCACAACAAUUUCUAGACGUCGAGAUACCAAAGUUUUGUUUUUGAUAGGAUCGAAUUUGCUAUUCAAUCAGGGGUUGCGGCGCAGCUUGUUGCCACUUUACCUGCCAUUCUAUUGACCGAAGACUCGUGGUCAAACUUCCGGUCAAACUGUUUCGCAACGAUGCUGCUCGGAUAUCUUCUGCUUAUGCUUGGAAGUUUGUCCUUCACAUUAGGUGCAUUUGUCGGAGUAAACAUCGGCACUGAUCUUUCAAACCUACCGUCACCCGAACAAGUGGUGGCAAUCCUUAGAUCCCAUCGAAUAACACACGUACGUCUUUACGACGCUGAUAAUCACCUCCUUAGCGCACUUUCUGACGCUGGAAUUGAAGUUAUGGUCAGCGUAACAAACGAAGACGUUUUAAGAAUCGGACAAUCAUCGGCUGCAGCCGCAUAUUGGGUCAAGAAAAACGUCGCAGCGUUUGUACCCGCCACUAACAUCACCGCCAUAGCUGUUGGUAGCGAAGUUCUUUCAACAAUCCCGCACGCUGCACGCAUUUUGGUUCCCGCAAUGAGAAAUCUCCACAAAGCGUUAGUUUCGUCGAACCUUAAUUAUCCGAUCAAAGUGUCGACCCCUAUAUCAAUGGACAUAAUCCCGAAACCAUUCCCGCCAUCAGCCGCCACUUUCAACGCAUCAUGGAACUCGACGAUUUCCGGAAUUCUCGACUUUUUAAAAAGUACAAAUUCCUUUUUUAUGCUGAAUGCUUAUCCUUACUACGGUUAUCUACAAAGCAACGGUAUUUUCCCUAUCGAAUACGCUCUUUUUCAACCGCUGACACCGGUCAAACAAAUAGUUGACCCGAACACCCUCUUCCAUUACGACAGCAUGUUUGACGCCAUGGUGGAUGCUGCUUAUAACUCCAUGUCAGCUUAUAACAACUUGGUAAUCCCGAUCGUUGUGACCGAAACCGGUUGGCCAUGGGCCGGUGGUGCGAACGAACGUGACGCCACAGUGGAAAACGCCCAAACGUUUAGCAACAAUUUGAUUAAACGUGUCUUAAACGAUUCAGGCCCGCCUAGUCAGCCGACAAUCCCUAUAAACACUUACAUAUACGAGUUGUUUAACGAAGACAAUAAGCCCGGCCCGUUAUCUGAAAAAAGCUACGGUGUGUAUUUUAGCAACGGGAGUUCGGUUUACACUUUUGGGACGGAUACAUUGGGCCAGACUACGGUGAACAACGCUUCAGGCGGGUUUUGUGUUGCAAGAAAAGGGGCUGACACAUCUAGCUUGCAAGAUGGGCUGAACUGGGCUUGUGGGCCGGGCCAGGCGAACUGCAGCGCUAUUCAAUCGGGCCAAGCGUGUUAUAUGCCUGAUACUAUAGAAAACCAUGCUUCUUAUGCUUUUAAUGACUAUUAUCAAAGAAUGCGUAGCGUGGGUGGAACCUGCGACUUCAGUGGUACAGCCGUAACAACCAUGGUUGACCCGAGUUACGGGUCAUGCCUAUUUACAGGAAGCACAAAUUCAAGCAUUGGCGGAACGGCUAUGCCUGCAAUGGGACCCGACGGGCCACCUGGAAACGGAUCACCUGGUCUUGUUCCUGAUAUCAUGUUUUUGUUUCUAGUGACCGUUGUGUUGUCGUUCGUGUAGAUUUUCAAGGUUAUGUAUAGCUGAUAUUUGUGCUCUUAGCGUUUUUAAUGCGUGAGCGUUGGGAAUAUCGCGAUAUUAGAUUUAGAUAGGAAUUUUGGAUUAAACUGGUAAUGGUUUGGUUGUGACUGCCAAACCUUGGGUUAUUUUUGUUGUUGGUAUGCAAUUUGUAAGUUUUUUGAGGCA